Molecule: messenger RNA, 849 nt
Organism: Echinostoma caproni
Lineage: Eukaryota; Metazoa; Platyhelminthes; Trematoda; Plagiorchiida; Echinostomatidae
Source: the annotation of a GenBank genome assembly
AUGGUUCGUGGGGUUGUCCUGUACGUCCAACAAGGCAGCAUCUACGCUGUGCGCAUGUGUAAAUGUGCGGUGUUCGUUUAUUUACCGGCCGCCAACGGGGAUUUUGUUCUUAUGAAAAAAUUGGGACGCCGUGAACGAGAUAAAAUAUUCGAUUAUGGCGAAUUUAUGAAUGACCUGCGAGCUCAUAGAGUUGACCAACAUCCGAAGCCACAUUUUGAGGUUAUUUUGGCUUUUGGACAACAAAUGCGACCAAACUUCUCCACAGAAAGCCUACUGGUCUGGUGUCGUGUCGCCAGCUGUCGUGCUUGGUUUCAACUUUUCCGAGAUCGUCCUCUGCAACUGACGAAUAACGAUGACGUGUAUUCAGACGAUCUGCUUCACGAAACAGAAGCGAACAGUGGUAACAAUCGCCAUAAUCGUUUAGUGUACAGUUUCGCUCCACGGUCCGAUAUGUUGGAUCUCGGUCACGGUGAAUUGGAAUCCCACCAGUCCCUCUCAAGGAACCCUUGGAUCGUGAAACUGACACGAAUGAAACCCUUGGUCUGGCCGAAGNUGGGUGAUUCAGAUGUUCCGUAUAAUACCAGUGAACAGGUGAUCGAAGAGGGAGUCGAAGUCCCCUUAGACGACCGAGACGAGAGCUUAGUGUACGACGAUGGUACACUACAGACUGAAGUUUCGGACAGUAUCACUGUUAGCUCAUCCAGUCCAAUCACUAUGUCUCUAACACCCUCUCUCUCCCAAGGUGUCUUCAUGAACACUAUUCACUCGUCCGUUGGACUGAAAACAACACCUAUGGCUGUGGUUGAGGAAACAGUUGGUUCCGUGUUUGUCUCAGAAGCCAAAAUGUGA